AUUGUUUUAGUCAAUACAAGUGGUCUGCAACUGAACUAUGCGCUCUAUCAACAGAAUGGAUGGUAGGAAAUAGCGUGCAGGAUUCUUCCUACAGCACGUUAACGCAACAUUGGGUUUGGGUUACACCUCAAGUGAUUGCAAGAUGCUAAAGGAAAAUACAUUAUUUUGGCAUAUUUAUGAAGAAAGACAAGUCCCUAAAAACUCAGUAUAACACGGCCGACUCAGAAUGAAUGAAGGAGCUAAGAUGCGAACCAGUUGUCAUCUUCUGGAUCUGCCCUGGGAGGAUGUACUCGUCCCACAUAUUUUAUGCCAUUUGCCGCUGCAACACCUGGUCAGGCUGCAAAGAGUGAGCAAGCAGUUCCACAGCCUCAUUCAGGUGUAUAUGGCCAACUGCAGGGUUUUUGAUCUGUCCCUGAUUGGACCAAGCAUUCCCAAGGAAGCAUUUUGCUCCAUGUUAAAGGACAACAAAGUUCUCCAGAGCCUAUCACUUAAGAGCUGUUCAGACUGGCUGACAGACAAAGAGCUGCUGCCAGUUAUUGGCCAGAACCAGCAUCUGCAGAGAGUGGACAUGAGCGGGUGUGUUUGGCUCACCCGUCACUCCCUGGUGGCCGUGUCUCUGAGCUGCAUGCACCUCCAGCACCUUGGCCUGGCACACUGCGAGUGGGUGGACAGCCUUUCUUUACGCAGCCUGGCUGAUCACUGCGGGGGGCUGCAGUCAGUCGACCUCACCGCCUGCCGCCAGCUCAAGGACGAUGCCAUCUGUUAUCUAGCCAAGAAGUGUUUGAAUUUGCAGUGUCUAUCUCUGGCAGUCAAUGCUAAUGUCACCGAUGAGUCGGUGGAGGAGGUGGCCAAGAACUGCAGGGGCCUGGAGCAGCUGGACCUGACAGGCUGCCUGCGGGUCAGGAACCAGUCCAUCAGGACGCUUGCGGAGUACUGCCCAAAGCUGCAGUCCCUGAAGGUGAAUCACUGUCACAAUGUGACAGAGUCGAGCCUGGAUCCUCUACGGAAACGCAAUGUAGUGAUUGAUGUUGAGCCGCCUUUACAGAGGGCACUGGUACUUCUUCAGGAUGUGCUGGGGUUUGCUCCUUUUAUCAAUCUCCAAAUAUAGCCAAAGGGCAAUCUGUCUGUCCAACAGGUGCACACAGGUGUCCUAAUAGGGCUUGCAGCUGUAUCACACGUGCACGUGAGGUAUUUUAAGAAAUGUCAAGACAAUCCAGGAAGACCUGAAUUUGUUGUGCUGCUAAAUGAUGUUUUAAAAAACCUUCACUGGAAUGUAAUCAAAGAUGCAUAUUUAUAAAGGAACUGAAAAUAAUGCCACAUUUGCAAAUGACUGAACAAAGCCAUGAAUAUUAGAGAAUUUCUGCCUCAUGUCCCAAAAACAUCACUGCACUAUUUCUUAAUUACUUAGCUUUGUAAUAACGUGGCUUUACAGAGGAGAAUUUUUAGCCGAUAUAUAUAGAGUAUUGUUAUGUUUGGUUUUUGAACUGAGUACUCAGUGUAUAUGACACUGUAAAACACAGUUAUCACAUGUUUCAUUUAGAAACAUUUAAACAUGUUUGAGUUUAAUUAAACAUUUAAUUUUGCAUGCAAGUGCCAACUUAAAUAAUCAGUUUACAGAAAUCCCCACAUUUCUCACCACUAGUUUGUCUAACCUUUGUUUUUAUUUUAUUUUAUUUUUUACUUUUUUAGUUAGUUUGUUUUGUUCAGGUUUCAAUAUCUCCACUACUGAGUCUUAUAAAGCUGAAUGCAGAUUUGUUUGUGGUGCUGACCACAUGUCUUCAAGAAACAAUGAUGUCCUGGCUUCUCAGGACAAGUUACAGACCUCACUGUUAACAGUUUUUAACAAUUUCCCAAUGAAAAUGGUACCAACACUGGUUGUUACACUAGAACUACAGUAUCUGCAUGGCUAGGUGUAACUAGGGUAAUUUGGAAAGUAUAUUGGUGUGGGUAAAGUAGCCCUUUAAUUUACAUGGUUAAUAAAUAUAUACUUGUAUAGGCUAGGAUGUGGUUGAAAUAGGCAUAGGAAUUUACUGUUUUUCUUUCAUUCUUUGAAAUUGUAUAAAGUACCUGUGUUCAUGUGUUCACAUGCUGUUGGCCCUUAAUAUAGUAUAUGAAUUAUAUAAGACAUUAAAUUGUAAAAUACAGUGCCACCAGAAUUGAUUGUUAUUUUUCCAUAAGAAAGGCAUAAAAUACUAUGAUAUAAUUAGCAGUAUGGACAUUUGGGGUACUUUUCCUGCAGGUAGGUAGAACAAAUUGCCACCAAUCUGCUAUGGGUACUGACUAUGGACCUCCACAGCUAAAAAUAAAAGUAUUGGUCAGUUUUAUUAGUAACAGGGUCUUAAGUAAGUUUAGAAGCAAAGACAAACCCAACUAUUUUUGCCAGAUUUAACAAAUAAAUAGUUAAAAUUGUGACACAGGUCUGCGUUUUUCAUGGCCAAUAACAUGCUUCUUGAUAAAUGAAAAUGAUGUUGGCCUGUAUCUGUAAACUGCUCCGAAUAAGCAAGAUUGCUGUAAUUCCAUUAACUGUCAGGCAUAUGAAGCUUUUGUAAAAGCAUUGCUCUGGUGUAGGU
This is a messenger RNA of Monopterus albus (swamp eel), 2570 nucleotides long. It is a transcript of the gene fbxl15, whose product is annotated as F-box and leucine-rich repeat protein 15. Bases 227 to 1108 code for a protein of 293 amino acids. The transcript is spliced from 5 exons. Gene Ontology annotation, cellular component: cytoplasm; SCF ubiquitin ligase complex. Gene Ontology annotation, biological process: SCF-dependent proteasomal ubiquitin-dependent protein catabolic process. Lineage: Eukaryota; Metazoa; Chordata; Actinopteri; Synbranchiformes; Synbranchidae. Gene Ontology annotation, molecular function: protein binding. The record is from RefSeq and is a predicted model, not a curated record.